AGCUCAGCAAGUUGCCUGCCGAAGUGUGGGCCCAUCUCUUCGCAGGUCUUAGCAACUUGCGGAAGCUGAACCUGAGGUCCAACAAACUCGGCGAGUUGCCUUCUGAAGUCUGGUCCAAAUCGUUUGCAUGGCUCAGCCACUUGCAGGAGCUUUACUUGGGCGGAAACGAUCUCAGCAAGUUGCAUGCUGAAGCCUUUUCCACGCUGGGAAACCUGCAAAAACUUGUCCUCGAUAGGUGCAGGCUGAAUGAGUUGCCUGUUGAAGUCUGGGAUCAUCUGUUUGCAGGGCUCGACAACUUGAGGUUGCUCAACCUGGGGUACAACAAACUCGGCGAAUUACCCGCUGAAGUCUGGGCCAAUAUGCUGUCAGAACUCGGCCAGCUGCAGGACCUUUGGCUGUGGGGCAAUGGUCUCAGCGAGCUGCCCGCAAUUUGUUCGGAUAUAACGUGUUUCAACCGGUGAGAUGGUCAACUGAGAUGUCCGGCUAUGCGGAUGAAGGAUGC
Cladocopium goreaui is the source of this 502-nucleotide messenger RNA. NCBI's taxonomy places the organism in Eukaryota, Dinophyceae, Suessiales, Symbiodiniaceae. The record is from the annotation of a GenBank genome assembly.